Molecule: messenger RNA, 1433 nt
Organism: Clarias gariepinus (North African catfish)
Lineage: Eukaryota; Metazoa; Chordata; Actinopteri; Siluriformes; Clariidae
Gene: mid1ip1b
Product: MID1 interacting protein 1b
Exons: 2
Coding region: 561-1034 (157 amino acids)
Biological process (GO): regulation of lipid biosynthetic process
Cellular component (GO): cytosol
Source: RefSeq, a predicted model, not a curated record
UGUAUAUGUUUAUCAGUUCGUUUUCUCUCAGGUUUUCUCACCAGAGAGUGAUCACGUGAUUGGCUCCUGCGCUCGGCUGCAACAGAAGACUGCAUUCUGAUUGGCUGAAAGUUGUGGGCUGAUGACUGCUGCUUAUACAUAUUCAUGAGGCUCUUUGUGCCGGUCUGAGGUAAAUCCAGAAGAGCCGGGGUUUUCACCAAGCGUGUGUAUGUGUUCCUGUGUUCUUCUGAGAUCACGUUUCCCCCCGUAGGUACGGACUCGGUGGAGAUUAAUGCUGAAAACAUCCAGCAGAGACACGGAGACGCGCGAGAGGAGACGUCCAAAUUAAGGUCAGUGUUAUGCGCGCGCACACCGGACACUGGAGCCGCCGCCGCCGCUGUGCCUGCGCUCGAGACCAUCAUCAUCAACAUCAUCAUCAUCAUCAUCCGGAAUCACGAGUUUGAGAAAAGGAAGAAAAUAAAAGGAGACCGCCGAGUGUGUGUGUGUGUGUGUGAGAGUGUGUGUGUGUUUUUUAAUGGGACGGAAGUAGAUCUCCCCCUGCGGUGUUACUGUCAGUCAGGAUGAUGCAGAUCUGCGACUCGUGCAAUCAGAAGCACUCUCUGUUCAGCGCCAUGACGCGCUUCAUCGGCGCCGUCAACAACAUGGACCAGACGGUGAUGGUGCCCAGCCUGCUCCGGGACGUGCCGCUGGAUGAGGAGGACGCGGACGCGGUGGCGGCGGCGGCGGCGGCGCGAGGCGGGGAGGUGCAGAGCGCGGUGCACCCGGUACCGGCCGCGUACUUCCGCACGGGCGACAUGUACGGCUACUACGUGCUGCUUAAGUCCAUCCGCAACGACAUCGAGUGGGGCGUGCUGCAGGGCGACGAGCGGCGCAAAGACCCCGCGCGCCUCGAGCCGGACGGCGGGGACCUCGAGCAGCUCUUCCGCUUCCACCUGAGCGGGCUGCACGCGGUGCUCGGGGAGCUCACGCGCAAGGCCAACACGCUGACCAACCGGUACAAGCAGGAGAUCGGCAUCGGCGGCUGCGGGAUAUGAACUCACGCACGCACGCACGCACGCACACGCACACUACGCACUUCUCUAACACGCGUUAUUAUUUCUAGAUCAAAGGAAAAAAUAAUCCUUUAUAACUCUUAUUUGUACAGCACAUUUAUUAUUGUUAUUAUUAUUAUACAGUAGUUUUUUGUAGUUGUUGUUGUUAUUGUUGUUGUUGUUGAUGGACUGCAUUAUGAUUUCUUAUGCAGUGUGUGUGAUAUGCGAACUGAGCAAUGACUAUCACUACAGCCACUAAUCACCUUAAAACCAGGCCUUAAAUCAGUGAAGAGGAAUCUGAUGAUCAUUCUGUUCAGGAUGCUGAGUGAUUCCUGGAGAUCAACUCAACUCACCUGUGGGAUGUGGGAUGGGAGGAGGAGGAGGGGGGGGGGGAAUCAUGCU